UUCCGGGCAUCCUUUUUCCUUUGCAUGCGGCGCUGGGUGCCGAAUUUUAAACAGCCAUGGCCCGUCGGGUCUGGCGUCAGCGGGCCCUGAAGCGGUGUCUGAACGAAGUUGACAAAAACACAGGCCGGCCUGAGUGCUUCCUCACGACUCAGGAUGAACUGGCAUCAAACUUCACUUCUUUAACAAAAGUACUUUACGACUUUAACAAAAUCCUAGAGAAUGGCAGGAUCCACGGAAGUCCUUUACAGAAACUGGUGAUAGACAAGUUUGAUGAUGAGCAGAUUUGGCAACAGCUGGAACUUCAGAAUGAGCCGGCCUUACAGUACUUUGAGAAUACAGUCUGUGAAGCCCUUAACGAUGAAGACAUCAGUCUUCUCCCAGAGAGUGAAGAGCAGGAGGACCAAGAGGACAGCUCAGAGAUGGAGGCUGACAGCCAGGGGGACCUAGAACAGCACGUGAAGGAGGAGGAGGAGGAUAAAGUGUCAGACCUGAGUGGUGAUGAACCUGAAGGGGAUGAGACGGCCAAACGCCCGAGUGAACAUGGUCUGCGGAAAAGCCCAGUUUUCAGUGAUGAGGAUUCCGAUCUUGACUUUGACAUCAGCAAAUUGGAACAGCAGAGCAAGGUGCAAAACAAAAUGCCCAGGAAGCCAAGAGAAAAGUCCAUAGUGGAUGAUAAAUUCUUCAAACUGUCCGAAAUGGAGACCUUUUUAGAAAACAUGGAGAGAGAAGAGGAGCAAAAAGAUGAUGCUGAGGAGGAAGAGAUUGAUUUAUUUGAAGAUGUUGACUCCGAUGAAGAUGAGGGAGGACUGUUUGGAAGUCAGACACGAAAACUUAAGUCAGGUAAAAGUUCCAGGAACCUGAAAUACAAAGAUUUCUUUGAUCCAGUUGAAAGUGAUGAGGACGGAGCAAGUGCUCAUGAUGAAGAACUGGGUUCGGAGGAAGAAGAGGAAGGAAUUCCUGACGGAGGAGGAGACAACAGCCUGUCGGAAACGGACGAAGAUAAUGACCUUGAAGAAGCUGAAGACAAUAAACCACAUAAAGAAACCUCGAAAAGAGUCACCUUUGCUUUGCCAGAUGAUGAGGAAAUGGAAGACACGAAUAUCUUCAAUGUGCAGAAAGAUUCUACUGAAGUUAAAUCUUCUUUUGAAAAAAGACAGGAAAAGAUGAAUGAAAAAAUUGCAUCUUUAGAAAAAGAGUUGUUGGAAAAAAAGCCCUGGCAGCUUCAGGGGGAAGUGACAGCACAGAAGCGGCCGGAGAACAGCCUUCUGGAGGAGACGCUGCACUUUGACCACGCCGUCCGCAUGGCGCCUGUGAUCACGGAGGAAACCACCCUGCAGCUAGAAGACAUCAUUAAGCAGAGGAUCAGAGACCAGGCUUGGGAUGACGUGGUGCGGAAAGAGAAACCUAAAGAGGAAGCGUACGAAUAUAAAAAGCGGCUAACGCUGGACCACGAGAAGAGCAAGUUGAGCCUUGCUGAGAUUUACGAACAGGAAUACGUCAGGCUCCACCAGGAAAAAAAAGAAGAAGAAGAAAAUCCAGAGCACGUGGAGAUCCAGAAGAUGAUGGACUCCCUCUUCUUAAAACUGGACGCCCUCUCGAACUUUCAUUUCAUCCCUAAACCGCCCGUCCCCGAGAUUAAAGUCGUGUCGAACCUGCCGGCCAUAACCAUGGAGGAGGUGGCCCCAGUGAGCGUCAGCGACGCAGCCCUCCUGGCCCCGGAGGAGGUCAAGGAGAAAAAUAAAGCUGGAGAUAUAAAAACUGCUGCUGAGAAAACAGCCACAGACAGGAAGCGAGAAAGGAGGAAAAAGAAAUACAGGAAGCAUAUGAAAAUAAAGGAGAAGGAAAAACGGAAGAAACUUCUGGAAAAGAGCAACCCGGACCAGACAGGGAAGUACAGCAAGGCCGCCGCUGCGGAGAAGUUAAAGCAGCUGACCAAAGCAGGCAGAGCUUCGCUGUUAAAGGAUGAAGGUAAAGACAAAGCCCUGAAGUCAUCUCAAGCAUUCUUUUCUAAAUUACAAGAUCAAGUAAAAAUGCAGAUCAGUGAUGCCAAGAAGACAGAGAAGAAAAAGAAGAAAAGACAGGACAUUUCUGUCCAUAAAUUAAAGCUAUAAUAGACUUUGACUGUGAUGGAAAUAGGAACGAAUAUGUUUAUAUUCUGCCAGGGUUCUGUUUUAUAAAUAAAGACUUGGGGAACUUUC
Artibeus jamaicensis (Jamaican fruit-eating bat) is the source of this 2198-nucleotide messenger RNA. It is a transcript of the gene MPHOSPH10, whose product is annotated as M-phase phosphoprotein 10. Gene Ontology annotation, biological process: rRNA processing. NCBI's taxonomy places the organism in Eukaryota, Metazoa, Chordata, Mammalia, Chiroptera, Phyllostomidae. Gene Ontology annotation, cellular component: small-subunit processome; nucleus; Mpp10 complex. The transcript is spliced from 11 exons. The record is from RefSeq and is a predicted model, not a curated record. The coding region runs from base 57 to 2111 and encodes 684 amino acids.